GAGUAGGGCGGGUCUUCGCAGAAUGCGGGUGGGAAAAAACAACGCAAUUGACACUGAUAGAGGGAGAGGUGAGCGGAAGUGAGUGUUUGUUUGUUGGUGAACUGUUCAAAACAGUGACCUGGAGCCUGAAAAACCUCGACAAUGUCCUCCAGUGGCGGAAUUCAGAUACCGAGCCGUCUCCCGCUGCUGCUGACCCAUGAAGGAGUCCUCCUUCCGGGCUCCACCGUCAGGUUCAGCGUGGACUCUCCGCGGAAUAUGCACCUGGUGAAGCACCGACUGCUGAAGGGGACCUCGCUGAAAAGCACCAUCAUAGGAGUGAUUCCCAACACCAAAGACCCAGAGCACGACACGGACGACCUCCCCACCUUGCAUAAAAUCGGUACAGCAGGGAUAGCAGUGCAGGUGGUGGGCAGUAAUUGGCCGAAGCCCCACUACACCCUCCUCAUCACUGGAUUGUGCCGCUUUAGUGUGUCGAGUCUACUGAAGGAGCGACCAUUUGUGCUGGCAGAGGUGGAGCAGUUGGAUAAACUGGAGCAAUACACGACCCCAGCAACAGAGGGGGUGACAGCAGAAGAUGGAGAGCUGGGGGAGCUGUCCCAGAAGUUCUACCAGGCUGCCGUACAGUUGUUAGGUAUGUUGGACAUGUCUGUUCCAGUGGUGGCUAAAUUCAGGCGUCUGUUGGACAGCCUGCCCAGAGAAACGCUACCUGAUGUAGUUGCCUCGAUGAUCCGCACCUCGAACAAGGAGAAAUUACAGGUCCUGGAUGCGCUGAGCUUGGAGGAGCGUUUUAAGAAGGCUUUGCCCAUGUUGACCAGACAAAUAGAGGGACUCAAACUGCUGCAGAAAACCAGGAAAAUGAAUCCUGACAAUGAGAAGAGGGUGCUAUCGGUGCGUAAAGGAGGAGUGUUCCCGGGCCGGCAGUUCAAUCUGGAUGAGGAGGAUGAAGAUGACGAUGGAGAUGACACCGUGGCCCUGGAGAGGAAGGUCCAUGGGGCCAACAUGCCUGAAGCUGCAUUCAGAGUUUGCCUCAAAGAGCUCAAGAGAUUAAAGAAGAUGCCUCAGUCCAUGCCUGAGUACGCCCUGACCAGAAACUACUUGGAUUUGAUGGUAGAGUUGCCAUGGAGCAAAAGCACCAAAGACUGCCUGGACAUCCAAGCUGCUCGUACUCUAUUGGACAACGAUCACUAUGCCAUGGACAAGCUGAAGAGACGUGUGCUGGAGUACCUGGCUGUUAGACAACUGAAGUCUUCACUAAAGGGACCCAUUCUGUGCUUUGUGGGGCCCCCAGGAGUCGGUAAGACGAGUGUGGGACGCUCCAUAGCCAGAACUCUGGGCAGAGAGUUUCACCGCAUUGCUCUAGGAGGUGUCUGCGACCAAUCAGACAUCAGAGGACACAGACGUACAUAUGUAGGGAGCAUGCCCGGCCGCAUCAUCAACGGUUUGAAGACGGUGGGCGUCAAUAAUCCAGUUUUCCUCCUGGAUGAGGUUGACAAACUGGGGAAAAGCUUGCAAGGAGACCCUGCGGCUGCAUUGCUAGAGGUCCUGGACCCAGAGCAGAACCACAGCUUCACAGACCAUUACCUUAAUGUGGCCUUUGACCUCUCCCAAGUGCUCUUUAUUGCCACGGCAAACACCACAGCGACCAUUCCUCCCGCCCUGCUGGACAGGAUGGAGGUGCUGCAGGUACCAGGCUACACCCAGGAGGAAAAGGUGGAGAUAGCUCACCGACAUCUGAUCCCAAACCAGCUGGAGCAGCAUGGAUUAACACCUCAGCAACUGCAUAUACCACAAGACACAACACAGGAUAUAAUCACCAGGUACACCCGCGAGGCGGGUGUGCGUUCCCUCGAGAGGAAGAUCGGGGCGAUUUGCCGAGCCGUGGCUGUGAAGGUCGCUGAAGGUCACAGAGUCACCAAGACAGAGGCUUUGACGUCUGAGGGACCAGCACAGCAGGGAGACAAAGCAGCUCUCCCAGAGAUGCCCAUAGUGAUCGACCACAUCGCCCUGAAAGACAUCCUGGGUCCUCCGAUUUUUGAGAUGGAGGUGUCUGAGCGGCUCACUCUGCCAGGUGUGGCUCUGGGUCUGGCCUGGACCCCCCUCGGCGGGGAGAUCAUGUUUGUGGAGGCAAGUCGAACAGAGGGAGAAGGUCAACUCACUCUGACCGGUCAGCUGGGAGACGUUAUGAAAGAAUCCGCCCAUCUGGCGAUCAGCUGGCUAAGAGCUAACGCUAAAACCUACCAGCUCACCAACAUGGUAGGGGGUCCAGAUCCGUUAGAAGGGACAGACAUCCACCUCCACUUCCCUGCUGGAGCCGUCACCAAGGAUGGCCCCUCUGCCGGUGUCACCAUAGUAACCUGCCUAGCCUCGCUGUUUAGUGGCCGGCUGGUCAGAUCAGACGUUGCCAUGACGGGGGAGAUCACGCUAAGGGGGCUGGUAUUGCCGGUGGGCGGGAUCAAGGACAAGGUCCUGGCGGCGCACAGGGCGGGAGUGAAGCGCGUCAUCCUCCCGAAACGUAACGAGAAAGACCUCGAGGAGCUUCCAGCCAACGUCCGAGCCGACCUCGACUUUGUCACCACCGGAAACCUGGACGAGGUGCUGAGUGCCGCCUUCGAUGGAGGGUUCCCCGGGACAACCAGCACACACACACACCCUCAGCUGACCAGCAAGCUGUAAUAAUAGGAGAGAGACAGAGUGUGUCAUCUUUGAGCUUGGACAGUGUGUUGUCUAACAAUCUAACAAGUUUUUCUCUGAUAUGCAGUAGCAAAUCAAGUUAUUGAUCUGUAAACCUGUUUUAAGGCUCUUUACUGUUGAGAUUCAAUAUGAAAGUAUCAGUACAUCUUCAUAUUACCUACUAACACAAAAACCUGUAAGAGGAUUUACUUCCAUGGACAGUGAACAACCAGUCUGUGUUGUAUAAAGUUACAUCACAUAUUGGCACAGUACAGCUACUCACUGCUCCUGUUGACCAGCUCACUUACUGGCUGCUGUUUUCUUGGCUGUUUAUAUUAUAUUAAUAGCACUGUUGUAGCCAAGUCAAGAGGAUGUUAGCUUAUUAAUGUCAUAACACACUGGUGAGCACUAAUUUAGCUGGAUGGAUUUCUUAAUUGUUAUAGAAUGUUUGUGUGAGCAAAGCACUGUUGAUGUGGAGAUGGUUUCUGUGCAGUAUGUGAUGAUGAUCACAUGGUUUCAGGUGACCUGUAGUCUGUGUCAUCAAGGUGGUUUAACUAAGUCUGACUCUCUUUGGGUUAGCUGGCUUCACUAAGCCUAACGUCGGUGCUCCUGGAUAACCCCUGACAUGACGCUAGAGCACGUUCUUAAUUACAAGCAACAACAUGGGAAACAUAAGUGGUGUUAAUAUACAGUAACAUGACAGGAAAUGUUGAUAAUUUGAUUAUUGCAGCAGCAGAUAACAGAGUGUUCACUAUUUUAUUUUCAAUUAUCAUCACAAAGUCACCUCAUGCUAUUCUGAGCUGCAUCGAUGGAAUAAGUGUGAUUUUAAAAUGCAGAAAAGUGGAAAGUGGAAUAAAAAUAAUAAAUAAUAAAAAUAGCUUCCGUAACUUUGA
Molecule: messenger RNA, 3563 nt
Organism: Thunnus maccoyii (southern bluefin tuna)
Lineage: Eukaryota; Metazoa; Chordata; Actinopteri; Scombriformes; Scombridae
Gene: lonp2
Product: lon peptidase 2, peroxisomal
Exons: 17
Coding region: 142-2673 (843 amino acids)
Biological process (GO): protein quality control for misfolded or incompletely synthesized proteins; protein targeting to peroxisome; protein catabolic process
Cellular component (GO): peroxisomal matrix
Molecular function (GO): ATP-dependent peptidase activity; serine-type endopeptidase activity; ATP hydrolysis activity
Source: RefSeq, a predicted model, not a curated record